Molecule: messenger RNA, 2424 nt
Organism: Cydia pomonella (codling moth)
Lineage: Eukaryota; Metazoa; Arthropoda; Insecta; Lepidoptera; Tortricidae
Exons: 1
Coding region: 1-2424 (807 amino acids)
Biological process (GO): DNA integration
Molecular function (GO): nucleic acid binding
Source: RefSeq, a predicted model, not a curated record
AUGCAUCCUGCAGCGGUGGAAGCUAUUAAAAAUAAACACUAUGUUGAUGAUUACUUAGAUAGUGUUGACUCGAUAGACACGGCACAACAGUUGAUCGCUGACGUCACCCACAUUCACCGAGCUGGUGGUUUUGAUAUCAGGGGGUGGGUGACAAAUUCACCUGAAUUGAGUGAAAAGCUGCCAGCUGUAGUGCCGGGUCGUGUUAAACUAGACAAGUCGGAAAAUGAACGCACGUUAGGUAUGAUCUGGUGUCCGUCGAGCGACUGUAUGAAUUUUGAUUUGUCGUUUAAGCGCUUGCCGGCGGAGUUGGUUGAAGGUCAGAUCAAACCUACCAAACGUCAAUUUCUCAAAUUUAUUAUCUGGUUCGAAUGGCUAAGUAAGUUGAAAGCUCUAUCUGCCGUUGCAGUACCACGAUGGUACGGUCUGCAACGGACAGCAGCGGUAGACCUCUAUGUUUUUGGUGAUGCCAGUGAAAAAGCGUACGCCGCUGUGGGAUUCCUGGUUGGUACUGACAGUGGCGGCAAUAGGGUAUGUACUAUGGUGGGAGGAAAGGCACGCGUGACCCCUGUGAAGGUAGUUUCCAUUCCGCGUUUGGAACUACAGGCCGCCGUGUUAGCAUGUAGACUAGCAGUGACAAUAAAAUCUGAAGUAGAUUUCGCUAUCACAAACUUGUACCUCUGGUCUGACUCAAAAACAGUUCUUAUGUGGAUUAAUUCCGACGCACGCGACUAUCAAAGAUACGUUUCGCAUAGAUUAGCAGAGAUUGACAAUUUAAGUAAGCGAAGCGACUGGCACUGGGCUCCUUCAGAAUCCAAUCCUGCUGAUGAGGCAACCAGGAUGGACUGGCCUAAUGACAAAGGCAUGUGGCUUUCGGGUUCCCCCUUUCUGUGUAAUCCACAGGUACCAUGGCCGAGCUGGAGCCAUGACGAGACCCCCGCUGAUCCUGAGCGCUUGGAGAGGGCGCACGUGGUAGCUGAAGCCACCCCAGGUCAGUUCAUCGAUGUCACACGGUACUCCACAUGGACGCGGGCUGUGCGCGUCACUGCACGCGUGCUUGCAUUUAUACGCGCAUGUCGAAGUAAGCGGCGGACAGCGGACGAACUAACUAUGGACGUCCUGCAGGAGGCUGAGCGGGUUCUAUUGAAACAGGCGCAGGCUCGUUCCUUCCCCGAGGAGCUGAGAGCGCUACAGGCGGGACGCUCGAUUUCUAGGUCCAGCCGCCUGCUAAAGUUGGAUCCUGUAAUCGGCGAGGAUGAGCUUCUUCGCGUUAGGGGCCGCCUUGGGGCGUCAACUGAGUUGUCGUUCGACGAAAGACACCCAAUUAUCCUCGAAGGUAGCUGUCGUAGCACGCGGCUGCUGGUACAUCACUAUCAUUGCCGUACGCUGCACGCGAACCACGAAACCGUCGUCAACAACUUGAGAGAGAGGUUCUGGGUGACUUGCCUUCGCCCAACUGUAAAGGCAGUCGUUGCGCGCUGCCAAUAUUGCCGCGUGCAGCGCGCGCAGCCUAAACCACAGACGAUGGGAGACUUACCACCCGUAAGACUUACCACGACACGACGAGCAUUCGUCAACUGCGGGAUCGAUUAUUUCGGUCCUAUGGAGAUCACAAUUGGACGGCGCCGGGAGAAACGGUGGGGCGUGUUGUUUACCUGCUUGGCUACACGCGCCAUUCACCUCGAGUUGGCUGCGUCGCUUAGUAGUGAUUCUGCCAUACUGGCCUUGCGCCGCUUGAUAGCGCGCCGCGGGCAACCAGCGAUGAUUUUGAGUGACUGCGGAACAAACUUCGUAGGAGCGAACAAGGAACUGCGCACCGCUCUACGAAACUUGAACACCGAGCGACUUCAAGGAGAGGCCUUGUCUAAGGGCAUUGAAUGGCGGUUCAACCCGCCAGCAGCUCCACACAUGGGUGGUACGUGGGAGCGUCUCAUUCGCUCCGUGAAGAAUGCGCUUCAUGCUACACUGAAGGAACGCGCGCCAUCCAAAGAAGUCCUGCACACCGCCAUGCUGGAAGCGGAACUGGUCGUGAAUAGUCGGCCACUUGCUUAUGUAGCGACUGAUCACAACGAACCGGUCGUACUCACGCCAAACCAUCUCCUGCUUGGAACAGCGACGGGUGAAACCCGCAUGACGACCUUCGAUCCCUCUGACGUCAAUGCUCGCCGCCAAUGGAAGAAGGCAAACGCGCUGGCCGAGAUGUUCUGGCGGCGGUGGACCAGAGAAUAUUUGCCCACCCUUCAGAAACGACAGAAGUGGACAUCGGAAACGGAUCCUGUCAAAGUGGGUGAUGUAGUGGUGUUGUGUGACGGCAAACAGCCGCGUAAUAUGUGGCCCCGUGGCAUAAUAACCAAAGUGUUUCCGGGAAGUGAUGGUCAUGUGCGUGUGGUAGACAUAAGAAAUCGCGUCGUCCUGUUGCUCGGAUAG